Molecule: messenger RNA, 1668 nt
Organism: Dioszegia hungarica
Lineage: Eukaryota; Fungi; Basidiomycota; Tremellomycetes; Tremellales; Bulleribasidiaceae
Product: Bestrophin, RFP-TM, chloride channel-domain-containing protein
Exons: 13
Coding region: 1-1668 (555 amino acids)
Molecular function (GO): chloride channel activity
Source: RefSeq, a predicted model, not a curated record
AUGUCUAGUACCGUCGACCCAGCAGUGGAGUCGGAACAGCCAAAGCGGGAGGUUCUGUCACCGAAGGGGAAGGAGAAGUCGCCCAAAGCGCAGGGGAAGGUGAAGGAGGAAAGCGAAGGGGGUGCGAAGACAAGCAUGAGUGCAAUGAGCAUGCCCAUCAACGUCCUUGCUUCCCUGCUGAAAUUGCAAGAUGUGGAGGAUCACAAACCGAGGCUCUCCAAAAUCUCCUGGCUUCCCGAUGUACUGGUCUGGAGAGGGUCCAUUAUCCCGACCGUUGCCGGGCCAGUACUCAGCGUGACCUUGUUCUCGGCGUGCGUCGCGGCUGCUUCGUUGAUGUAUGGCAAGGAAGUAGGGUUGACCAACAACGUUGUGCCUUUACUAUCUGUCGUGGUUGCGCUGCUUCUUGUCUUUCGGAACACUACGGCUUAUGAACGAUUUGCAGAGGGUCGGAAGGACUUCACCACCCUCAUAUCGAACGCGCGUAAUCUGUCCCGCAACAUCUGGAUCGUAGUCACCCUCCCUCCCACCAACCCCUCCACCCCAGAUGCCAAGCCAGCUAUCUCCCGCGCUCGCCUCACCGAGGAGAAGAAACGGAUCAUCCGGCUCAUCGUUGCUUUCGUGGUGGCUACGAAACAUCAUCUCAGGGCGGAAGGCGGGGUGCAUCAUGAGGAUCUCAAAGGCCUGCUACCUGCCUCGAUGACGGGCGCCAGCAUGCGCAAGCUACACAGAUCAGGUAUCAUCCAUACCGCUUCAACCCACCACUCUACAUCUCGUCAACCCUCAAUAUACCCCCUUGCGGAUAGUCCAUCCGGCCUCAACUCCGAGACCGACGAAGAAGCGCAUCUCGGCCUACAUGCGACCUCUCCAGUCCAUAUCUCCCAGUCACAGUUCCACUCUAAUGGCUUCAAAAACGCCUUUUCUCGCCUACGCGAGAGAGCACCACUCAAGCGACGCCCUACGGCGGUGCGCGUCUCGGAAGACCGGUACGACCAUAAGUCGCAGCGAGAGCGGUCGUCCCCCCGGAUGAUCAGGCCGAGCGCGAACGAGCGGACACCGUUGAUCAAGGCCGGAGUGAAGCCGGAUAUAAGAUGGACGGCGGAGGAGGGAAAGGCGGACAUAGGGUUAGGGAGGAUGGUGGAGUUGGGAUUGCCGCUUAUUAUUGCGCAUGAGAUCAGCCGGACUAUAUUCCGCUUCAGGCGGAUGGGUUGCUUGGAAGCUGUCGGACCAGCGGGCAUGAACGCAAUGCAAGCCUUGGUGCAGAGUAUGACCGACCAGCUCGGUGCAAUGGAACGAAUUGUCCAGACGCCACUCCCGGUCAUCUUCGGCGUCCACCUGAAGCAGACCGUCACGCUCUUCCUCUUCAUCCUCCCCUUUACUUUGGUCGAUCUCAUGGGGUGGAAGAUGGUGUUCAUCGUGACGUGCUGUGCGUUCACUAUGAUGGGCGUUGAGCAUAUUGCGGCGCAGGUGGAGAUGCCGUUUGGAACGGAUGCUUGUGAUCUGAACCUCGACCUUUACUGCACUGAACUGUUGUGCGAGUGCGAGGCUAUCCUGGACCGGCUCCCUGAAGGAGACGAGGACGAUUUUGAGCCGUUCACUCGCUCGGACCAGCAGAGGGAAGUGGACUAUGCCGCGGAUGAUGAUAAUGCGGACGAUGGAGAUGCGGAUUAG